Rodentolepis nana is the source of this 528-nucleotide messenger RNA. NCBI's taxonomy places the organism in Eukaryota, Metazoa, Platyhelminthes, Cestoda, Cyclophyllidea, Hymenolepididae. The record is from the annotation of a GenBank genome assembly.
AUGUCAGCUACUAAUCAGUGCCCCAUUUGUCUGGAGGAAAUAAAAGCCCAAAUCGGAAUGCUAGGUGGAUGUAAACACAUCUUCUGCUACGAUUGCAUCAAGGAGUGGUCUAAAAUUAAACGAACCUGUCCGAUUGACCGUUCACCAUUUGACUCAAUCAAUAUACUACACGAAAUUGGUGGUGCAGUUGUGGAAGAGGAAAAGCUAGAACUAUGGAGGUUGAAUCAAGGCAAUAGUUCUCAUAGUGGUGAUGUGGACAGAGACGUCAACAGUGGCCACGACGUUGACGACUACGUUGAUAGACUCUACGAUAGUUUACUUUCUUCUGCAUCCAGUGACUAUGAGCGUAAUCGUAUAUCAUCAUUGGCUGCACGUACACCUAAUCGACAUUAUCUUUAUUUACUGUUGAGAGCAUACCAGACGGCGCGAAUGUAUCGUGAGCGUCUUCGGUCUCAGAAUAAUUGUCCACAUGAUGGGAUCUGCUCCCCUGCAUGUAGAGUGAGUUCUCGUCGUUUCAAUAAACUGUAA